This is a messenger RNA of Triticum turgidum subsp. durum (durum wheat), 1038 nucleotides long. The record is from the annotation of a GenBank genome assembly. NCBI's taxonomy places the organism in Eukaryota, Viridiplantae, Streptophyta, Magnoliopsida, Poales, Poaceae.
AUGUGGGAGUUAAAUGGUAAUAGUGGGAAGGAAUUGACAGAUCUCAUCCCUCACCUCCCAAAUCUCUCCAAAUUGGACAUAAGGUUUUGUAAAAACAUAAAACACUUGGUAGUGGGGGUGGAUUUGCGACAUACAACAUCGGCUGAAUCAGAGAUGGAUGAAGAUGAAAUAAGAGCAGCAGAAGAGGAAGAGGAUGAAGGGGUGCUGCUCUUCCCAGCUCAUCUCUUUGACUCACUUCAGGAGUUGGUCAUCUGCGAGUCCCAAGAGCUGGUACUGGUGGACCCACCAACUCUCGUUCCUGGAGGAGGAUGGCUCGAAACCUUCCGAUCCCUCCAGAGACUAAGAAUAGAGGGCACCCCAAGGUUUCUAUCCGCCUUCUCAUUUUCCCAUCACAUUUUUCCUUCCUCCCUGAGGUUCCUGAAGCUUGCGGAUGUGAAAGGCAUGGAGACACUGGAGCCCCUCUCGAACCUCUUCUCUCUUACCAGAUUAGAAUUGUGGUAUUGCGGAGAGGAUCUGAAAUGUCACAGCUUGCAGUUUCUCCUUGCCUGUGGCCGGCUCAAGGAAUUACAAGUCAUUGGAAGCCAUAGGUUCUUUGCUGGUUGGGUUCCCAAUCCCUGGCGGGAGCCUGUUUCAUCCACACUGCAGGAGCUCUGCACGGAUGAUGCCAGGGGACUUCUUAGUGCACCUAUCUGCAGCUUCCUAUCUUCCUCCCUCACCAAGCUGGAACUUGGUGGGAUAGGGUCUGAAGGGAUGAAGCGCUUCAGCAAGAAGCAAGAGGCCGCCCUUCAGCUCCUCUCCUCGCUCCAGCAACUUAAGUUUUUGUGUUUCCACAGUCUUCAGCAACUCCCUGCAGGGCUGCACAAGCUUACCAGUCUCGACAAAUUAUUGCUCCGCUUCUGCCCAGCUGUCUCGUCGUUGCCCAACGAUGGCCUCCCGGAUGACCUGGUAGAGCUAGAUGUCUCUCGGUGCUGCAACGCUGAGCUGAAAGAGCAGUGCAGGGGGUUAGAGGAAACCAUCCUAUAUGUCAAAAUAGACUGA